AUGCCAGAGCUCCAGCUGCCGGUUGCCGCGGUGCUCGUCGCGGGAGCAAUGUGCAGCCUAGUGUCCUAUGCGGCAGCGCAUAGAGAGGACGCAAAGGAAGGGAAAAUCAAGCUUUCCGCGUACGCAGGCGACACAGAUGUUACUAUGGACGACGCGUUCAACGUCACUGAAGCCGAGGACAUCAUCGAAGGCGAUUCCCAGGCGAGAGGCAGGUUUGGACUGGGACUAAAUGUCUAUGUUCAUCUAAUCCCCGCCGGCGCAUCCGAGGAGGUGGACGGUGGCGUCAACGCCAACAUAUUCCGCAAACUCGAUUCGCCGGUAUCUAAGGGAGGCGAUAACUUCUCCACCGGACGAGUUGGUUGGGAAGACUAUUCGACAGCACGCAUCCUCUUUGCAACUCGCAGUAUCCCAUUAACUCUGCUCCAGGGUGAUGGUUCUCGCUCAGGGAGAAGUAGUCGAGUUCGACAGCCCCAAGGCGCUGCUGUCGGACCCAUCGUCAAAGUUUACUCCCUGUGCAAGGCCUCGGGCAAAGAGGAGUUCGCCGUGUUGAAGAAGUUGGCCGUCGUUUGGUCACGGAUAUACUAG
This is a messenger RNA of Punctularia strigosozonata HHB-11173 SS5, 585 nucleotides long. RefSeq lists its product as uncharacterized. Lineage: Eukaryota; Fungi; Basidiomycota; Agaricomycetes; Corticiales; Punctulariaceae. The record is from RefSeq and is a predicted model, not a curated record. The transcript is spliced from 4 exons. The coding region runs from base 1 to 585 and encodes 194 amino acids.